UACACUGCCAUUUUCCAAGGGGUUUGUUGGACUCCAGAUUCUUCCACCUCUUCUUCACCACGUCAAUAUCAAGAGCAGAUUUUCCUCAUUUAUUUAUUAAGUUUCCAAUUCCUCUCUCAUUACUAUUCACCUGAAAAGCGAAGAAGAAGCACAUGCUUGAUCUCCGCACUCUCACAACAUAGAGUGUGACGAUCGGAGAUCCGAAAUCACACGCAUCUGCUUGGGUGUGUGUGUGUGUUUAUGCGCUAGAUACGGCGGUGUCAGCGACCGCGGAGCAUUGUCAAAUCGGCUAUCGACCUACACCUCUUUAAUGGCCGAUGAGCCUAUGCCUACGCGCUGGUCGUUUCAGGAAUUUAAAUUGUUUUAUGAUUCCAAGUUUGGGAGGAAGAGGGAGUCCGAGCAGAAAGAUACAACUGCAAAUGGUCAAAUUGUGCCUAAUGGAGACCAAUCAAAUGGAACGGCCAAUGGAAGUACCAGUGUGAAGAACACGUCUGACUUGGCUAUCUAUGAGCAGUUCAGGAUUCAGAAUGGCGGGAAUGUGGUCCAAUCUAAUGGAGCAUCUUUAGCACAAGAUGAUAAACCGCAAAGAUCUUUACUUCCUCCUUUUGAGUCAGCAGAAGUGCGUGCUUUGGCGGAGAGUUUAUGUAGAGAUAUCAUCCGUGGUAGUCCAGAUAUUAAAUGGGAAUCAAUAAAAGGAUUAGAGAAUGCAAAACGGCUUCUGAAAGAAGCUGUUGUUAUGCCUAUAAAAUAUCCGCAGUACUUUACUGGUCUUCUAACACCGUGGAAAGGAAUUCUUCUUUUUGGCCCCCCUGGAACGGGAAAGACCAUGUUGGCAAAAGCUGUGGCAACUGAGUGCAAAACAACAUUCUUCAACAUUUCCGCAUCAUCAAUUGUUAGCAAAUGGAGGGGUGAUUCUGAGAAACUGGUAAAAGUAUUGUUUGAGCUUGCUAGGCAUCAUGCACCAUCAACUAUUUUCCUGGACGAAAUUGAUGCAAUUAUCAGCCAACGAGGUGAAGGGCGCACCGAACAUGAAGCAAGCAGGCGUCUGAAGACUGAGCUGCUUAUACAGAUGGAUGGCUUGACAAAGACAGAUGAACUUGUAUUUGUUCUGGCUGCAACCAAUCUCCCAUGGGAACUAGAUGCAGCAAUGCUUAGGCGUCUGGAAAAGCGGAUCCUGGUACCACUUCCGGAACCUGAAGCAAGACAAGCGAUGUUUGAAGAAUUACUGCCAUCAAAAUAUGGCGAGGAACUUUCUUAUGAUUUAUUAGUUGAGAAGACCGAUGGUUAUUCAGGGUCAGAUCUUCGCCUUUUAUGUAAGGAAGCUGCUAUGCAACCAUUGAGACGGCUAAUGGCAUCUCUUGAGGAGACGCAAGCAGAACGGGGGCCUGAGGAUGAGAUGCCAAAGGUUGGGCCAAUCACACAGGGAGACAUAGAGGUGGCAUUGAGGAACACCAGACCUUCUGCUCAUCUCCUUGCACAUCGUUAUGAGAAAUUUAACGAAGACUAUGGAAGCCAAAUACUCCAAUGAAGGCGCACACAUCUGUUCCUUACCUGUUAUUUAUUUUCUGACAUGCUGUGGUGUGUUAUCAUAUGAAGAUCGAGGGCUUUAAAUAACAUCAGUUGUUUCCUGUUGAA
Messenger RNA from Salvia splendens (bonfire salvia), 1635 nucleotides. RefSeq names its product katanin p60 ATPase-containing subunit A-like 2. Bases 311 to 1528 code for a protein of 405 amino acids. The record is from RefSeq and is a predicted model, not a curated record. NCBI's taxonomy places the organism in Eukaryota, Viridiplantae, Streptophyta, Magnoliopsida, Lamiales, Lamiaceae. Gene Ontology annotation, molecular function: ATP hydrolysis activity; ATP binding. The transcript is spliced from 11 exons.